This is a messenger RNA of Gordionus sp. m RMFG-2023, 1220 nucleotides long. Its product is annotated as purine nucleoside phosphorylase-like. Gene Ontology annotation, cellular component: cytoplasm. Gene Ontology annotation, molecular function: purine-nucleoside phosphorylase activity. The transcript has 6 exons. The coding region runs from base 144 to 1073 and encodes 309 amino acids. The record is from RefSeq and is a predicted model, not a curated record. Gene Ontology annotation, biological process: nucleoside metabolic process. NCBI's taxonomy places the organism in Eukaryota, Metazoa, Nematomorpha, Gordioida, Chordodea, Parachordodidae.
AAAUAAUGAAUCUACUAAUUUUUAAUUAAAUGAUUAAUAACCUGUCGAUAGAUGUCAAAUGUCAAGUUAGUUCUUUUUGACGUCUUAAUAGUUGAUAUGACUUAUGACUGCUAAUUAUUGUGUGGAGGCCUUUAAAAUGUUAAAUGGACAGUUUCGAAAGGCCUAAUAAACAAACCAUCUGGAAAUCAGCAAAUCAAAUAGCAACGAUCAUUAAAUUAAAAUAUGAGGAACAUUUUUCAAAUUCUUUUUUCAAACCGAUUAUUGCUAUAAUUUGUGGGUCAGGCUUAGGAAAUAUAGCAGAAAUUUUGGAUGGGGAUGAUGAAAAAAUGAAAAAUAAGCGACUUGUCAUAUCUUAUAAAGAUAUACCUUAUAUGCCCGUUUCUAAAGUGGAUGGACAUUUAAAUCAAUUAACUAUUGGUUUUCUUAAUGGAAAAUACCAAGUUUUAUGCUUUCAAGGGCGAACUCAUUUGUAUGAAGGAUAUCAACCUUGGGAGAUAACAUUGCCAGUCAGAGCCAUGAAAUUAAUGGGUGUUGAAACAUUAUUUGUAACCAAUUGUUCUGGGUGUUUAUCUAAAAAUUUCAAAAGUGGUGAUGUUAUGAUCAUUAAAGAUCAUAUUGAUUUUGCAGGGUUGGCCGGACAAAAUCCUUUGAUAGGUGAUAAUGAUGAUAGAUGGGGCCUAAGAUUUCCCGAUUUGCGUGCCCCGUAUUGUAUCAAACUCAGAAAAUUAACACUCGAAUCUGCCAAUAGUCUCCAUAUGAGCCCUUGCUGCAAAGAAGGCAUUUAUUUAAUGGUAUGUGGCCCCAAUUAUGAGACUAACGCCGAAAAAAACAUUAUGACUAAGUUUGGUGCAGAUGCUAUAGGGGCCAGUACCGUUUCGGAGGUUAUUGUAGCUAGACAUUGCCAAAUAAGCGUUUGCGGUUUGAGCCUAAUAACAACCGAUUAUCAAGAUCCGCUAGAAAAACCAUCUGAACCUUUGCAUGCUGAUCAUAUAGAAAUGGUAUUAGCUCUAUCCUUUGAUGAGGGUUCGAGAAAGAUUGGACAAAUUAUUAAAGAGACGGUGGCCAGAAUGUGAUGAUUUUUUUUUAGAUAUUAAUGUUUUAUCAAUUAAAUUUAACUUCGUUAGGACUGGAGCGAAAUGUUUUUAAGAAAUAUCAUUUACAAUCGCAUUUAUUUUGGGUUAAUUUAGGUUAGUUCAAUUUAAAAUUAUUUAUAAUUUGAA